GGAAACAUUCAAGGUCAGGUUUGACGGCAGUCUGAGCAAGGUGUCCUAGUAGUAAAUGUUACGUGGAAGAACAAGACUUAUGUGGGAAUGCUGCUGGAUUGCACAAAGCAUGAUUGGGCCCCUCCGAGGUUUUGUGAAUCACCAACACGUCACCCGGAAAUGCAAGGAGGCCGGGGCAGAGGAAAGCGGGCAAGGUCCACUGCAGCUGUACCUGGAAAUGAUGCGAAUUUUACAGAGUCUAGAGGACUUCAGAAUAAGAAUCAAGGUGGUGCCAAUAGGAAGGGAAGGAGGGGCAGCCUUAAUGCAAGUGGGUGCAGGACAACACCAAACUGUGCUGUGGAUGAUGUCAAAGCCAACCCCUCAUCCACAAACAAGAGGAAAAAUAAGCCUCCAGUGGAGCUAGAAUUGAACUCCAGUUCAGAGGACAAUAAAUCUGGAAAAUGUGCUCGUACUAACUCUAGAAGCUCUCCCAUCACUCCACAGGGAAAACUUGAGGCUACUUUUUUGGACCAAGGUUGCCCUUCUUCAGUCCUGAUUGAUUGUCCUCACCUCAACUACAACAAAAUGUACAAGCACGUUAAUGGACUCCGAUACCACCAGGCUCAUGCACAUUUAGAUCCAGAAAACAAACUGGAGUUUGACCCUGACAGUGAAGACAAAAUUUCAGACUGCGAGGAAGCACUGAGUAAUGUGGCACUUCAAUGCAGUGAGCCAAACACAAAUUUGUCAAGCUUUGAUACAUUAAAAACACCGACGUCUCCUUCCUCCAUCACUACCCCAGGGACACCCAAAGGAAAAAGGGAGCUGACCGGCAAUGGCCCCAGUUCAGUUAUCAGUUCCAAAAAUGGCAAGAAUUCUGGCAAAAAGAAGGGUCUGAACAGCGAAUUGACAAGCCUUCUGGUAAUUUCUGAUAUGGCAUCCACACUGGGCAAUUGUUUGGUAGCAGAUGGCACUUUGCAAACUGAAAUGCCCAAAUUGGAGGCUGAAGGGUUGAUAGACAAGAAAAUUUUGGGUGAUAAAGACAAAGGCAAAAAAGCUAAUCAUUGCAAAGUGGAUAAAUACCUUUCUAAACUGAAAAUGGACAGGCCCAUUGCCCCAGCGCUAGCACUGACUCCUCCCCAAUUAAUAGCUAUACCUACUGCAGCCUUUACAACCAUCACUACAGGGACAAUACUGGGAAUUCCUUCUCUAACAACUACUGUUGUCCAGGUUACACCAAAGAGCCCUCUGCUAAAACCUAUUCAACCAAAGCCCUCAGUUAUGGAAUGGCCAAGCACUGUAAACGCAUCUGUCACAUCACUCAAAGACAGAAGGAAAAAGGAGAAGAGAAAGCUAAAACACAAAGAAAGCAAAGACACUGAAAGCCCUAAGAUGGAUUCUGAUCUGGGAAAGUUGGAGGAUUCAAAAGGGUCUGGGAAAGAUUUAUCUGGACAUUUUUUAAAGGACCAUCUCAAUAAAAAUGAAGUGUUAACUAAUGGACUGUCAGAGUCUCAAGAGAGCAGGAUGGCAAGCUUCAGAGCUGAAGCUGAUAAGGUUUACACGUUCACAGACAAUGCACCCAGCCCUUCUAUAGGAAGUGCCUCCAGGAUGGAAUGCAGCACUUCAGUGAAUGGACAGUCUUCAAUUGUGUCCCUGCAUGUGUUGACACAAAGUGGUGGAGAUACUGCAGCUACUAAAACCAACAACCCUGCUUACUCGGAUAUUUCUGAUGCGGCUGAUGACGGUGGCUCGGACAGCAGGUCAGAGGGCAUGAAUUCAAAGGCCAGCUCUCCUUCGGAUAUUAUAUCUAAUAAGGACAGUGUUGUAAAAGAAUAUUCUUCAGCCACAACAGUAUCGGCUCAAGAAAAAGAGUCCCAUUCUCCCUAUUACCAUGGCUACAGACCUUAUUAUUCUCCAAGUUACAUGCACUCUGGACAGGACUGUGCCCCACAGGGACUGAAGACCAAAAAAGAAUCUGAGGAAGAGGCUGAAAAAAAGAAGACAGAACUGUCAGAUUCCAAGAAAAGUGAAACCAGUUCCACUAAUUUGCAGCCACAACAUCAGUCAGUAAUAACGCAAAGACACCCUGCACUUGCCCAAUCACUUUUUUAUGGACAGUAUGCUUAUGGACUCUAUAUGGACCAAAAGUCCUUAAUGGCCUCUAACCCUGCUUACAGACAGCAGCAUGAAAAAUACUAUGAGGACCAGAGACUAGCAGAACAGAAAAUGGCACAAACUAGGAGAGACUGUGAAGGGAAAAAUGAACCCCCCUUGAAGGAAAUUGGCAACGGUGAUAAUAAGCAGAAAAACAACCCAUCUGCUACUAUUUCAAAGGCCACUUCAACUCCAGAGUCAAGUAAAAAUAACACUUUUUAUCAUCAAUCAUCAAUCAUCAAUCGCUAUCACCAAUCAUCAAUCACUAACAAAGGCGAGGAGAUGAGCAAUUCACAGAUAUUUUCCAAUCACCAGCAGCAGCUUCAGUCUGACAGUAUCAAAGCCAAACAAAUGGAAAACCACAAGCUCAUAAAGGAGGCUGUGGAGAUGAAAUCUGUUAUGGACUCCAUGAAGAAAACAGGAGUAGAUCUGACCACAAGAUUUAAACAG
Molecule: messenger RNA, 2583 nt
Organism: Phaethon lepturus (White-tailed tropicbird)
Lineage: Eukaryota; Metazoa; Chordata; Aves; Phaethontiformes; Phaethontidae
Product: zinc finger protein 608-like
Biological process (GO): regulation of transcription by RNA polymerase II
Cellular component (GO): nucleus
Source: RefSeq, a predicted model, not a curated record